Molecule: messenger RNA, 1422 nt
Organism: Perkinsus marinus ATCC 50983
Lineage: Eukaryota; Perkinsozoa; Perkinsida; Perkinsidae
Product: EH-domain-containing protein, putative
Exons: 16
Coding region: 1-1422 (473 amino acids)
Biological process (GO): endocytosis; endosomal transport
Cellular component (GO): plasma membrane; cytoplasm
Molecular function (GO): protein binding; GTP binding; calcium ion binding
Source: RefSeq, a predicted model, not a curated record
AUGCUUCGUUGGCUGAAGGCUGAUAAUGAGCGUUCUAAGAAGACAGAAACCUUCCGUAACAUAUCAGAUGGAUUGGAACAAAUCUACAGGGAUAAGUUGCUUCCUAUAGAGGAAUACUAUGACUUCCAUCGCUUCUAUUCGGCUCCUCUUACUCCUGCUGACUUUACUGCUAAGCCUAUGGUGAUGCUUAUAGGACAAUAUUCCACUGGUAAGACUACAUUCAUAAGACAUCUCCUAGAGAGGGAUUAUCCUGGUAUGAGGAUUGGACCAGAGCCCACUACCGACAAGUUCUGCUGCAUUAUGGAUAGUAGCUCCUCAGGUGGAGGGGAUCAUGUUAUACCUGGCAAUGCAUUGGUAGUGGAUCGGACACUACCAUUCACACAACUCGGGCAGUUCGGCAACGGGUUCAUGAAUCGUUUUGAGGCGUCGAUGAUGGAGGGUUCACCAGUUUUACAGGGUGUAUCAUUUAUCGAUACACCCGGCAUAUUAUCAGGGGAAAAACAGAGGCUGCAGAGGGGUUAUGAUUUUGAAGGUGUGGUAAACUGGUUUGCUGAUAGAGUCGAUAUGAUACUGCUACUAUUCGAUGCUCAUAAACUGGAUAUAUCUGAUGAAUUCCGUCGAUGCAUUCUAGCAUGUGGUCAGAACGAGAAUAAGAUUAGGAUUGUUCUUAAUAAAAGCGAUAUGGUAACUACUCAGCAGCUUAUGCGGGUGUAUGGUGCCCUUAUGUGGUCACUUGGUAAGGUUAUCAAUACUCCUGAGACAUCAAGAGUCUUCAUCGGGUCGUUCUGGGAUGAGAAGUUGAAUAAUGAUGAACAACGGAGCCUAUUCGAGAAGGAAGAGUCGGACCUAUAUGCAGAUAUAGCCAAGUUACCCGAAGAGGCUGCUCUCAGGAAACUAAAUGAUCUAAUAAAACGUGCAAGAUUAGCUAAGACCCAUGCCUGUCUGAUGACAUAUAUUAAACACGAGAUGCCCUCUAUGUUUGGGAAGAAUUCGAAGAAGCGUGAGCUCAUUGAUCAUCUAGAUAUGGUGUAUGAGCAAGUCUCCAAGAAAUACAACCUUCCUAUUGGUGACUUCCCUUCAGUGGAUUAUAUGCGCAAAGAGUUAGCACAUUACGAUUUCAGUANNNNUACCAUUCUCAGCCUGGCCCUCCAGAUAUAUCAGAGUGAGGAGUAUAUGACACUAUUCGAGUCAUGUGGUCCUGAUCCAGUUGAUGGUAAGCUGUCUGGUGCCCGAGCUAAGCAGGAGAUGCUCAAGAGCAAACUUCCGUCUGGAGUAUUGCACAGAAUAUGGAACUUAGCAGAUGUAGAUCGUGAUGGGAAGUUGGAUAUCAACGAGUUUGCCCUGGCCAUGCAUUUCGUACGUAUGCGUUUAGACGGCCACACACUGCCACAUGAGCUCCCAGAGAAUAUGGUGCCGAAGUAG